Molecule: messenger RNA, 1510 nt
Organism: Scaptodrosophila lebanonensis
Lineage: Eukaryota; Metazoa; Arthropoda; Insecta; Diptera; Drosophilidae
Product: annexin B9
Exons: 5
Coding region: 105-1079 (324 amino acids)
Cellular component (GO): cytoplasm
Molecular function (GO): calcium ion binding; calcium-dependent phospholipid binding
Source: RefSeq, a predicted model, not a curated record
AUUUAUUCACAUCGCAAAGAGUGCGCUACGCUUGUUGGUACGUGCAGUGAGAGAAUAUCGAUUUACAGAUUUAACAACAACUACAAACCUAAACAACAAACAAAAUGAGUUCCGCCGAGUACUAUCCAUUCAAGUGCACUCCCACUGUCUACCCCGCGGAUCCCUUCGAUCCCGUCGAGGAUGCUGCCAUUCUGCGUAAAGCCAUGAAGGGCUUUGGCACCGACGAGAAGGCCAUCAUUGAGAUCUUGGCCCGUCGCGGCAUUGUACAGCGUCUGGAAAUCGCUGAGGCCUUCAAGACUGCCUACGGCAAGGAUUUGAUUUCGGAUCUGAAGUCCGAAUUGGGUGGAAAAUUCGAGGAUGUGAUUGUGGCUCUGAUGACACCACUGCCCCAGUUCUAUGCCCAAGAGCUUCACGACGCCAUAUCUGGUCUGGGCACCGAUGAGGAGGCCAUCAUUGAGAUACUCUGCACAUUGUCGAACUAUGGCAUCAAGACGAUCGCACAGUUCUACGAGCAGAGCUUUGGCAAGUCCUUGGAAUCGGACCUGAAGGGCGAUACCAGCGGUCACUUUAAGCGUCUCUGCGUUUCGCUGGUGCAGGGCAAUCGUGAUGAGAACCAGGGCGUGGAUGAGGCCGCUGCCAUUGCUGAUGCGCAGGCGCUGCACGAUGCCGGCGAGGGCCAGUGGGGCACUGAUGAGUCCACCUUCAACUCCAUCCUGAUCACACGCUCCUACCAGCAGCUGCGUCAGAUCUUCCUCGAGUAUGAGAAUCUAGCGGGCAACGACAUCGAGAAGGCCAUCAAGCGUGAGUUUAGUGGCGCCGUCGAGAAGGGAUUCCUGGCCAUUGUCAAGUGCUGCAAGUCGAAGGUUGACUAUUUCGCCGAACGCUUGCACGACUCGAUGGCCGGUAUGGGCACCAAGGAUAAGACUUUGAUUCGCAUCUGUGUGAGCCGCUCUGAAAUUGAUUUGGGCGAUAUUAAGGAAGCAUUCCAAAACAAGUAUGGCAAGAGCCUGGAAUCUUGGAUCAAGGGCGAUACAUCUGGCGAUUAUAAGCGUGCCCUAUUGGCUAUUGUUGGAUUCUAAAAGAACUCUCAAGCACAUGAAAUUCCUUACAAAACCAACAAUGCUAUGUCACUGUCGUCUGUUCAAUGCCUUAAGCCAUUCAUACCUAUUGUUAUAUUGUACAAAAUCCAACUAUCGAAUAGUUUACGACUAUAUAUAUAUUUUAUAUCUACUAUAUGAACUAAUUCAAAACUCUGGAACAUGUUUACAAGCAACGCAGUGCAUUUAAGGCCGUACAUCAUGUUUAUUAUUAUACAAAUAAUGCACACACAUGCACAUAAUUUUAUCUAUACAUAAACAAUUUUAUGUAUAUAACGUUUAGCUAUAUAUGUAUUGUAUAAUUGAAAUGCUUAAACGUAUGUUAUGUUUCUCAUUUGUUUGUUCUCAUUUGAAUGAAUUUAAGGCGCAAAAUUUUACAAUUGUUAGUAGAAGAUAAAAACGCAAAAAUAAAA